Molecule: messenger RNA, 341 nt
Organism: Physella acuta
Lineage: Eukaryota; Metazoa; Mollusca; Gastropoda; Physidae
Source: RefSeq, a predicted model, not a curated record
UUAAAGAAUGUACCACCUUCUGGAAACUGUUGAGGACAAUGUAAGGAUGGUGAUGGUGGUGCCAGAUGUGUGGCUGCUGCCUGGCAAAAACCAAUGUUACUGGCCAAGCACACCAACUGCUGGAGAUGCAUGGGUGCGCAAUGCCAAGCAGCCAUGUGAGAGCUGGCAGAUUUUUACAUAUGAGAAAAUUCUGCACAGCAAUGUUUCCUAUGAAAAAAUAAAAUCACUCGAGAGAAAGGCUCUAGAUAAGAGUGAUGUUGAGAGCUCAGGAUCAGAGCCACAUCGGCAGUCACGGCCAACAAUUAGAUGGUAUAUAUUACAAUCUCUAAUUUAGAUCUUGA